AUGACAUGUGGUGAAAAGCCAACAUUUAAAGAAUUAUUUGUAGUUGCUGUAUUGGAUCAUCCAAUUGUGUUUGGCAUUUUAUUUGGUUUAAUGUUUAUAUCUAUAGGGUUUAUAGUCCAUAACUUUAGAAAAUUUAAAGAAGAAUUAGAUUUAGCAGAAAAGGAGAGAGAAAUGGAAGAAAAAGAAGAAGAGGAAAAAGAAUCUAAAAAAAAUAAAUAA
Messenger RNA from Dictyostelium discoideum AX4, 219 nucleotides. RefSeq lists its product as hypothetical. Lineage: Eukaryota; Evosea; Eumycetozoa; Dictyosteliales; Dictyosteliaceae. The record is from RefSeq and is a predicted model, not a curated record. The transcript is spliced from 2 exons. Bases 1 to 219 code for a protein of 72 amino acids.